Messenger RNA from Salvia miltiorrhiza (redroot sage), 695 nucleotides. RefSeq names its product 60S ribosomal protein L44. Lineage: Eukaryota; Viridiplantae; Streptophyta; Magnoliopsida; Lamiales; Lamiaceae. The coding region runs from base 200 to 517 and encodes 105 amino acids. The record is from RefSeq and is a predicted model, not a curated record. Gene Ontology annotation, molecular function: structural constituent of ribosome. Gene Ontology annotation, biological process: translation. The transcript has 4 exons. Gene Ontology annotation, cellular component: ribosome; cytosolic large ribosomal subunit.
AAUCAGUCAAUUGACCUAUCAGUUUCACCACCAACAAAACAAGCAAGGUUUUUGCAGCCCGUGUAGUUGAGAUCAGUAAAUUGGGCCGGCCCAUUAAGGCGGCGUUAUACAUAACAAACCCUAGUCUUUCGAUAACUGACGGCUGCACUUGCAGGAAACCGAAUCACACUUUCCAGUGCUCCUCUCUCCGCCCUCAGCCAUGGUGAACGUUCCAAAAACUAAGAAAACUUACUGCAAGUCAAAGGAAUGCAAAAAGCACACCUUGCACAAGGUCACCCAAUACAAGAAGGGGAAGGAUAGCUUAGCUGCUCAGGGUAAGCGCCGUUAUGACAGGAAGCAGUCAGGUUAUGGUGGUCAGACCAAGCCUGUCUUCCACAAGAAGGCUAAAACGACGAAGAAGAUUGUGCUGAGGCUGCAAUGCCAGGGUUGCAAACAUGUCUCCCAACACCCAAUCAAGAGGUGCAAGCACUUUGAAAUUGGUGGAGAUAAGAAGGGCAAAGGAACAUCGCUUUUUUAAGCUUAUUGUUUUGGAAAGUUUCUUGUGUUUUCUUCCUUGUUCUGUCGCGUCUGUCGACUUAACAUUUUGCUUGGCUGCUCUAGCUAAACUUUAGAUUAAUUAUGAGACAUGGUUAUGAGUUUUGUUUUGCAACAAGCUAUACUCAUCAGUUUAUUAUCACAAGUUUUAUUCUGUGGCU